Messenger RNA from Hemicordylus capensis (graceful crag lizard), 1279 nucleotides. RefSeq names its product glycine cleavage system protein H (gene GCSH). The coding region runs from base 84 to 641 and encodes 185 amino acids. Lineage: Eukaryota; Metazoa; Chordata; Lepidosauria; Squamata; Cordylidae. The transcript is spliced from 5 exons. The record is from RefSeq and is a predicted model, not a curated record. Gene Ontology annotation, cellular component: cytoplasm; glycine cleavage complex; mitochondrion. Gene Ontology annotation, biological process: protein lipoylation; glycine decarboxylation via glycine cleavage system.
CUCCUCCUCCUCCCCUCCGGCUGGUGUCCUCCUCCGGCCCGGCCGCCUCUCUCUGGAGGAGCAGCAGCAGCAGCAGCCCCGCGAUGGCAGUGGCGGCGGCGGCGGCGCGCGCGUGGAGACAGGCCGGGGCGCUCGGAGCCGCCGGCCUGCGUCGUCGCGCCUUCCUCGGCGGGGGCUCCCGGCUGGCUUGGGCCGGCAGCGGCAGCAGCCCGCAGGCCUCCGCCCCGGCCCGGGGGCUCCGCGCCAGCCCCGCGUUGCUGCUUGCCGCCCGUAGAUUCACAGACAAGCAUGAGUGGAUAUCCCUUGAAAAUGGCAUUGGAACCGUAGGAAUCAGCAAUUUUGCACAGGAAGCGCUCGGAGACGUGGUGUAUUGUAGUCUUCCAGAAAUUGGAACAAAGCUGAACCAACAGGAUGAGUUUGGUGCUUUGGAAAGCGUGAAAGCUGCUAGUGAACUUUAUUCUCCUCUUACGGGAGAAGUAACGGAAGUCAACACUGCCCUUGCAGAUAACCCGGGACUUGUCAACAAGUCUUGCUAUCAAGAUGGUUGGCUUAUCAAGAUGACUGUGGAUAACCCUUCAGAAUUUGAUGAACUGAUGAAUGAAGAUGCUUAUGAGAAAUACAUAAAAUCAAUCGAAGAAUGACCUGAAUGUUUAAAGUAAACCAAUACAAGCUACUUACUUCAGUGUAGAUUGUCCUUAAUUAGUGGUGUACAGAAAGUCCAACUCUGAGCAGUCCAUCAAGGAAAUAUACCAGGAAAAUGUGCUGCCAUUGAAUCAAGUUGUACUUUUCUCUGAACUGUCCAUAAGUGACUGCAUAUCAGAACAUUGGCAUCUCUUUUGCACACCUUCUGCUAAUCACUGGAUUCCCCCCCUCCUCACUUUAGCCUAGUAAGUGUAAUUAUAUGAUGUCAAAGUUUGAAGUUCAUAAUUGCACCUGGAGUAGAAUAAACUUUGUUCCUAAAAUAAAUCCCAAGUAUUGAUAAAGUAGGAUUAUAACAUGCAACAGCCUUAAUUUCAUAGCAGACAGGUUUUCUUUCCCCCCAGUUGUGCAGAUUUCUUCAGACCUCUUCCACCCCGGUACACCAGUCUGCUUUCAAUCAGGUAUUGUCAUAUUGAAGCUGUUUCGUUGCCUUCUGAAUUUGUGAAGGCUUCUGUUGAUUGGAGCCAGAACUUCAUGUUUUGAAUUGAAAACUGCUGAGAUGUGAACAUUUUUCUACCGUUAAAGCUUACUGCUCUGCAGCAGAACAGAUAACAAAAGUUAAUAAAAAAUCCUGACUUUA